Molecule: messenger RNA, 2331 nt
Organism: Cinclus cinclus
Lineage: Eukaryota; Metazoa; Chordata; Aves; Passeriformes; Cinclidae
Gene: MYLK4
Product: myosin light chain kinase family member 4
Exons: 13
Coding region: 1-2331 (776 amino acids)
Biological process (GO): intracellular signal transduction; positive regulation of apoptotic process; protein phosphorylation
Cellular component (GO): cytoplasm; nucleus
Molecular function (GO): ATP binding; protein serine/threonine kinase activity
Source: RefSeq, a predicted model, not a curated record
AUGACCACAUCCAGCAGGCAGAGCUCUUCUACAUCUAUGGUCAACAACUUGGCCAAAACAUUUGAUCCAAACACUUUGCAAAACCAAGGGCCAGAUAAUGGAAUGGAACCUCCUCAAUCUCUUCAUGUUGAGAGAAGUGAUGUCAGCACAUCUGAAAGUUUCAACAUCAUGGAUGUGAAGUUUGCCUCCCUUGAAGAGAAAAUUGAUAAACUGUUGACUCUGCAAGAGAAUGUCCUUAAGAAGCUUAACAGUGUUUCCCAAGAAAUCUGUUGCAUUGAAAAAGACAUGGAGAUGGUAAAGGCAGAAACAUCUGAACCUGGCUCAAGGAUGGAAAGAAACAAAAAAGUGAGAAAUAAUGAAGUGAAGAGACUUUGCCUUAAAAUGAAAAAAUCUCUUACUGAUAUAAACAGGAAAGCAGAGCAGCAGGUUAAAAGGCUAGAUGGACUUGAACAAAAUGUUUCUGGACUACAGAAACUUGUAGGACCUCUGGUAGAGAGGGUGAAAACAUUAAUAAUUCAUAAUUCAAGUGUAAAACAUCAUGUUAAAAAACGUAAAGCUUGCAAGGCAGGAGCUGGACAUCCCUUUAGGAUGCACGUUUUCUCGGAGACAACAGCUGGUGAUCUACUCAAGAAGAAAAAUGAAAAGGUCAUCAAAGAAAAGUCACAUUUCUAUGAAACACAAACAAAAGAAAAGAAGCCCCCAGAUACAACAGAUGGGGACAUCCAGCAGGGUCAGUCCUGCUCUCAGAAAGAAGUUGAUAAACUCAACAAGGAAAAUUCCAAGAGGGAAAGUUCUGUUCUGCUUGAAGUGGAUCCUCCCAAAUUUCAUACUGAAGAGCCAGAGGAGAAAGAAGAAACUUUGUCUUUAGAAAGCCAUUAUGAGUAUAGGAGAAACUCUUUUCAGGAAUCCUUCACUCCAGAAAAGCAGCAGGAAGGCGAUGCUGUUGAUGACGCUUGUCAAAAACCAACUGUGCAGGAGAUAGAAAGUGAGUCCCCAGCAGAUGAGGAGAAGAAGAAGAAGGAACAUCAGGUACCUGAAGAUGCACUUGAGGAACAAGAGGAGAAAAAGAAUGAAGGGGAAGAAAACACUGAGAAGAGUGAAAAAGGUGCUGAGGAACCACUAGCUCCUUCCCAAAAGGAAGAUAAGGCAGAACAAAGUCAUGACGAAGAGGUAUCAGAGGGAAGGUGUAAAAGCUGCGAAAAAGGUACAGGAAAUUCUAGUUCAAUCCCUGGGCAGACCUGCCAGUUUGAGCAUAGUGGUAGCAGUGAGCAUCGAAUGCGUGAUGAAAGUCUAGUCAAAGAUGACAACAAAAAGAGCAGAGUAGUUGCAGAAAGCAUUGAUGGCAUAUAUGAUACUCCUACUCCACCAGCACCAUUUGAUCACCGGAUUGUCUCAGCCAAAAGAGUGGGGAUCAGCAAUUACUAUAAUGUCAACGAGGAUGAAAUUCUGGGAGGAGGACGAUUUGGGCAAGUGCACAAAUGUGAAGAGAAAGCAACAGGUCUUAAGCUGGCGGCCAAAAUUAUAAAAGCACAAGGUCCAAAACAGAAGGAUGAAGUAAAAAAUGAAAUCAAUGUCAUGAACCAGCUGAAUCACGUGAACCUCAUCCAGCUAUAUGAUGCCUUUGAAUCUAAAAAUGACAUUGUACUCGUCAUGGAAUAUGUGGAAGGAGGAGAGUUAUUUGACCGAAUUAUUGAUGAAAACUACAAUUUGACAGAGAUGGAUACUAUCUCAUUCAUAAAACAGAUCUGCAAAGGAAUUCAGUACAUGCACCAAAUGUACAUUCUUCAUUUGGAUCUCAAGCCUGAGAAUAUCCUGUGCGUGAACCGAGAGGCAAAUCAAAUAAAAAUUAUUGAUUUUGGAUUGGCAAGAAGAUAUAAACCCAGGGAAAAACUUCGAGUUAACUUUGGGACUCCAGAAUUUCUUGCUCCUGAAGUUGUAAAUUAUGAGUUUGUCUCUUUUCCUACAGACAUGUGGAGUUUAGGAGUCAUUGCUUAUAUGCUCCUCACUGGAUUGUCUCCUUUUUUGGGUGAUGAUGACAAUGAGACUCUCAACAAUAUCCUGGCCUGUAACUGGGAUUUUGAAGAUGAGGAAUUUCGAGAUGUUUCUGAUGAGGCCAAAGAUUUCAUAUCAAAGCUUCUCAUCAAGGAAAAAUGCUGGAGAUUAAGUGCAACUGCUGCCUUAAAACACCCAUGGUUAACAGACCACAAGCUCCACUGCAGACUCCAGCAUAAUAACAGAAAAAUUAACAGUACGACGGUCAUCUACAAACGCAGAGGCCCCGCCAUCCAAGCACGCAGGGAGGGAACUGAUGCGAAAUCCUUCAUGGAGUAA